Molecule: messenger RNA, 1751 nt
Organism: Eutrema salsugineum
Lineage: Eukaryota; Viridiplantae; Streptophyta; Magnoliopsida; Brassicales; Brassicaceae
Exons: 10
Coding region: 174-1505 (443 amino acids)
Source: RefSeq, a predicted model, not a curated record
CUCUUCAAUUUUGUCAAUCCACCAUUCAACGUGACGAUGAAGAAAGAGAAGAAGCCGACCCGUCGUUCAAAUCUCUGUCAUCGAUCGGUCCUCAAUCUUAUUAACCCCAAACCUGCGGUUAGGGUUUUAACUUGUUCAAUCCGAUUUCUUCAUACUUGUAAUCGGAUCGCAAGAUGUCGCUGCCGGAUUCUCUCCCGUCGUCUUCUUCUUCUCCGCCUGUGACCCGCGAAGAAGGCGGUUAUAUUCGUUUUGAACACGGCCAAGAUAACGGUUUCGACCAUCGUGAUCGACCGCCAUGGAAUCGUUCGGAGUACGAUUACCGCCAUGGGAGCAUUGUUGCAUCGGAGAACGCGAGGAAUACUUCAAAUGCCGAAGAUCCUUGGUCUUGCGUUGUCGUCGUCGCUACCUUCUGUGUCUUCGUGUCGAUGACUUUGAUUCUGGGGCUUUACGGAACAACGAACGUAUGGUUGGGACCAAACUCCUCCUUCCUUAUCAAGCCAACUUCAGUUUUCGUCCAAAAUGUGAUUGUGGAAGAAUUAGGGAACAAGGGGUCCGGUAUGAUGCUGUACGGAUUGAACCAAGCCCCACAGCUUGAUGUUCUGGCCAAUUGGUCUGAAGUUCACUAUUUAGCUGUGCCAAAUGACUCUUACAAGUAUUGGAUACAAUAUUUGAACAAAGGGUCGCGAGUUAAAGUUUCAUACAACAUUGAAUCUGUGGGUUCUUCCCUCUAUCUUGUGAUAGCCCAAGGUGUGGAUGGGCUCUCUGAAUGGGUUCAAGACCCUACGCGUCCAGACACGACAUUAUCAUGGCAUCUAAUCUCUGAUAGUGGUUUCAUCGAGCAGGACAUAACUAAGUCGUCGAGUUAUUAUAUUGCAGUAGGCAACGUAUACCUGAAUGAAGUGAAGGCUACGAUUGACAUUCAAGUUGCGGCGGUAUUGUAUGAUACUACAAAUGCUUAUUACAAUUGCACAUUUCCCAAUGACAAGUGCACUUUGAGUGUUCCAUUAUUUGGAACCAAUGCUGCUGUACUAACAUCGCCCGGUCCAAAGCUGAACAAUUCUAAGAAUGAGUUCUGUGCAAAGCUCUCUUACGAGCCAAGGUGGAUUGCAUACAUUGUUUGCAUGGGUGUAGUUACAGCACUAUUGUUAAUCGUCUCUUGUCUCUUCAAUAAAAGACAAACAGCUUCUGAAGACGAAACCAAUGAUGAAAAUGAUGAUGUAGCUCCUCUUAUUCCGGGAAAAGAUGAUGAUAACUCGAGCUGGUGCUCGUCCUACAGUUCUAUCGUGACAAGUACGGAGGAAUUGGAAGGUGCACACGGUGAAGCCCACAGUAGUUCAAGAUAUCUCUGUGCGAUUUGCUUUGAUGCGCCUAGAGACUGUUUCUUCCUCUCUUGUGGACACUGCGUUGCUUGCUUCCAGUGCGGGACACGGAUCGCUGACACUUCGGGAUUUUGCCCCGUAUGUCGAAGGAAGAUCAGGAAGGUGAAGAAGAUCUUUAACGUCUAACAUGUCGAAAUCCAGAACAUACAGUGCACAUUUUUGUGCUUUUAUUUCUCGCAUUACCGAAUUUGUAUAGAGGUAAAGACAGAAAAUGUGGGGGAUGGAGAAAGCCAAAAAAAGUCCCUUUUAAAAAAAUCAGCAGCUGGUGAAUGUUACUCCUGUAUAUGAAAUGAUUCUGGAGUUUCGGUUUGGUUGUACUUGUAACCAUAUUUCAUUGACUCUCGCCGGCUCAUCUGAAAUCUUAUUUUCCCC